AACAAUCAAUUCUGACUAUAACUGGGAGGCGCUGUCAAGAAAAGAGGUAUAAAUAUGAAUCAGCAAGGUAUUUUAUCACCAGACAACUUUCAGUCAAGCCAUAGUGGCCGUAUUGGCAGUUUCGUAACAAGUUGAAUAACUUUAAACAAAAUAAUGGAUGUAGCGGACUAAAUCACAAUGACGAGUCUAUCCGAUGUGUUCACUGAGAAGGAAAGGACGAACUGGCUGAAGGCGUUGCUGGCAAUUGACAUUGCAAAGACUGGUUUAGAACAGUUCGUGGACAAUGAGGCGCGAGCCAUUGGCAGAACUGUCCGUCAUUCGCUUAAGUGUAAAGUCACAGAUCAAGGUCUCCAGGACAUCUUCACAACACUCACUAGUCUGCUGAAUGACCAAAUUUGUCUCGCAAAUGACGUCGCUGCACAGGAAGCUGUGAGGAAAUUAACAGAGUUGCAGAAUGAUCGCAUUUCCAUCGAAGAAUUGGGAGAGUUGUUAAAUGAGGCCUAUCGAACGCUAAAACAUGCGACAGAGGCAGGUGAAUGUAUUUUAUCCGCAGAGGCAGAAAGGACCUUUGCACAGGUUAUUUUUAAGCAUUGCCUGAAAGAGAAGACUCGGGAUGGAGAACAACCUCUUACAAGCCAGAAACAUAAUGGGCAACGACGCUUUAAACGCAAGACAAAAGCUGGACUAGAACUCAUACAACGCAAGAGUUACGAUGCGGAAGAAUGCCUUGAAAGCAAGAUUAAGGAUGGUACACAACAAAUUGAAUACACCAUGCAGGAUCGCAUUACAAGCAUGCAACAGGCAGCGAACACAACUUCACAAAUAGAAUACGAACGAGAAAAAGCAGAGAUACCACGUGCACACGCAACAGAAUAUGAACCUGUGUUUAUCGGUAUGGAAUACAAACUAGAGACCUUUCUAAUAUUCCAAUACAGCUUGGAGACAAUAAAAGGAAUAUGUACGAUAUGUAAACAGGACCUGCCAAACGCUUCACGGUGGCUUGAUGACAGAGUAGUUUCAGCCAAUAGUGUCCUGGUUUGCACAACAGAGGAGAUCAGUCAGAAUUUUCCAAUUGCUUCAAAGAAGCAAAAGAUUUCAACUGUUAAUUUAGCUGAAAAUAUAAACAAGGCUAAAGGAUUCGCCUUAGUUGUAAUUGAUACAUCACUACAAGAAACCGUGGUUGAAGCUUUGGAAACAUCAGACAUCCGCAAUACGGGACUUUUAAUUGUCGGUGAUGUUGACGAAUUACCAGCUCUCCCAAACGUUCAUUUAAGUCACACUCAGUCCAGUACGAUCUUAACAGAUGCCGACUGCUUGCUGGAACGUUGUGCCUUUGCUGUUCUGUCUAAAGUGUAUAUGGAUAUGAAGUUGCACUUUUCCAAUACAAGCCGAUCAGUUGCAGAACAAGAGAAACGAAGUCUGCGAGAUAUUUAUGAUAUGAUCAGCGCAUCUUUUAAGAGAAGCGGAGUUCCGAAAGAUGAAUGGCAAAACAUUGCAACAGAAAAAUUUGAAGAUCCUACAGAUAUCGACAUGGCAGUAGACAAUAUACUUGAGAUACCUGAUGUAAUUGGAUGCGAAAAAGCUUGCGGGGAACUUCUGAUAUACAUUCAAUCAUCUGCGGAUUAUUUUACGGAACAAAACAUCCGAAGCAAGCUUGAGAAUAAUAGUGUCAGCAAAUUUCAUAUCCUGCGUCGAAUAACGCAAAAAUUGUGCUGCACUGGCGAUUCAGUAUUCGGUGGCCGCGGUACUCUUGGAGGUUUUGUAAGGAAGAAGAUUUUACCAACUGUAUCAGUUAAAGACUCCGCACUUGUUCCAAUCGCUGAUGCUGCGUCUGGAACUUCAAGAGAUGACGACACGUUAGUAGCUCUUGUUUCACGCCAUUUGACUCAAGAGCUACGGUUACUUACUUGUGGCAAUAUCCAGGAACACAUUGGUUAUAUAGCUCCAAUAAGGUCUGAUGGAGAAAUAGACAUAUUACCAGUCGAUGUAUUCGAAACGGUCAGACGUAACUGUGAUAUAAGAUUUGCUACAGAACAUAAUGUUAUGAUGACGGUUACUCAUUUACGAAAGAAAAAUGAAAUACAUUCACUACGGGGCGCAAAUGUACACAUUUUGGGUGGAAGAUCCCGGCCUGGUCUAGGUAUUCUCGUUGGUCCUGAAUUGAGAAGUCGUAACAGCCUGAGGAUCAUUGUUCGAGAUCGCACGUGCACAGCACCUUUCGCGCAAGAAGGAGACAGCGGGGCCAUGGUGUGCUACUUUGAUCCACGCAACGGCGGAAUGCUCUACGCUGUAGCAAUGGUUGUUGAAAUUAUGCGUGCAGACGACGGUUCCAAUCGAGUGUACAGUGCUCAGGUAGUGGAUGAUGCUCUUCAAAAACUUUCAAUGUGGAAUGAAUGCGAGUACAAGUUCAUUGAAGACGAUGCAGAGUAACGAUACAACCACUGCCGUAAUGUUAAAAUUGUAAAUAUUGCACGACUGAAAACAACCUUAUAGAGGAUGCAAUGCGCUAUGUUUAAGCAUUACAUGUUCGACUAUUCUAAAGCAAUGUUUGCCAAUUGAUAUAGAAAACGGUUUGUAUAAUUUUUAAUAAGAAUAUGUUUUGUUCUUUCGUUCAGUAACCUGUUAAAAUCCGAAAGCAUGAUUUUAAUACUUAAAAUUCAUCAUUUGUAAAGUGUUUUUCUAUAAAUUAAUAAUGCUCAUAUUUGCAGCAUCUUGUAGCCAAUUACCAGUAGUAUGUGAUUGUAUUUUGUACUUGUGUUUGUUCUGUAACUGGUAUGUAUAACUUGACAGAAUGAACGCGUGUGUUAAUAUCGUGUUUGUUGUGCUUAAUUGCAUUUAAACAAUUUAAUAUAAGAGUGUGCUGAUAGACAUGCUAUUUCAAUUAGUAACAAUGUGUUUAUUUAAACGAUUUGAUGUAACCGUUUAGCAAUUUCUUUUUUUAUAGAUUUUCAACAUACAUCUCAAUUACAACAUGAUUGUACAUAUGGAUAAAAAUAACGAUUUUCGUCAGUUAUAUAUAUUCGGUUGCACAGUUAUUAAAAUUGUAAUAAUUGUAUUUAUAUGUUAUUGUAUGUAUGACAUUAUAUCAAUGCAAAUAAGUGAGUUAUUCAUAGUUCUAUCAGAUCUUAAGUGUGAAGGUCAAGGUCACACACUUAGGUCAAAUGUAUGAAAUUAUGGGAAAUUUAAA
This is a messenger RNA of Dreissena polymorpha, 3187 nucleotides long. RefSeq lists its product as uncharacterized. The record is from RefSeq and is a predicted model, not a curated record. NCBI's taxonomy places the organism in Eukaryota, Metazoa, Mollusca, Bivalvia, Myida, Dreissenidae. The transcript has 7 exons. The coding region runs from base 178 to 2430 and encodes 750 amino acids.